Molecule: messenger RNA, 1171 nt
Organism: Passer montanus (Eurasian tree sparrow)
Lineage: Eukaryota; Metazoa; Chordata; Aves; Passeriformes; Passeridae
Product: cadherin-1-like
Exons: 9
Coding region: 10-1104 (364 amino acids)
Biological process (GO): cell morphogenesis; purine nucleobase metabolic process; calcium-dependent cell-cell adhesion
Cellular component (GO): catenin complex; adherens junction; plasma membrane
Molecular function (GO): cadherin binding; calcium ion binding; hydroxyisourate hydrolase activity
Source: RefSeq, a predicted model, not a curated record
GCGGCAGCCAUGGCACCCUGCAGCUUCACCCUCCUCCUCCUCCUGCUGGAUGUGCUGGUCUUCCCGGAGCACGGGCACGGCCUCCGGCGGCAGAAGAGGGACUGGGUCAUCCCCCCCAUCAACUGCCCUGAGAACGAGCGGGGACCCUUCCCCAAGAAGCUGGUGCAGAUCAAAUCCGACAAGGACAAGGAGACCAAGGUUUUCUACAGCAUCACGGGGCAGGGAGCAGAUACCAUCCCCGUGGGUGUCUUCAUCAUCGAGCGGGAGACGGGGUGGCUGGAGGUGACAAAACCCCUGGACCGGGAGGAGAAGGACAAAUACGUGCUCUACUCCCACGCCGUGUCGGCCAACGGGCAGCCCGUGGAAGACCCCAUGGAGAUCAUCAUCACUGUCACUGACCAGAACGACAACCGGCCCGUCUUCACCCAGGCAGUUUUCCACGGCUCUGUGCCAGAGGGAGCUGAGCCAGGCACAUCGGUGCUGCAGGUGCUGGCCACUGACGCAGACGAUGCCAUGAGCUCCAGCAAUGGCGUUGUGAGCUAUUCCAUCCUGAGCCAGGCGCCCGAGGAGCCCCAGCCUGGGAUGUUCACCAUCAACAGCACCUCUGGGCUGGUCUCCGUGGCCGUGCCGGGGCUGAAGGCAGAGGCGGUCCCUGAAUACACGCUGGAGAUCCAGGCUGCUGACCUGGGGGGAUUCGGGCUGCGAGCCACCGCCACCGCCCGGAUCAGGGUGCAGGCUGACGGCAUGUCUGGGGUGGGAAAGGGCACCCUGAGCACCCACGUGCUGAACACGGCCACGGGGCUGCCGGCUGCCGGCCUGGUCGUCCGCCUGGCCCAGCUGCAGGAGCCGGGGCUGCAGUGGACGGAGCUGGAACAGAGGCACACGGAUGCGGACGGGCGCUGCCAGCCCCUCCUGGCACCAGGACAGGCCAAGGCUGGCACCUACAAGCUGCACUUUGAGACAGCUGAGUACUGGCAGGGACUGGGGCACACCAGCUUCUACCCCUUUGUGGAGGUCGUCUUCAUCAUCACCGACCCGGCACAGAAGCUCCACGUCCCGCUGCUGAUCAGCCCCUACUCCUACACAACCUACCGGGGCAGUUAGAGGGGCACAGCCUUCUCCUGGGCACGCAGGAAUGACGCCACCGAGGCCAUUAAAAACUCCCAACAGC